This is a messenger RNA of Arctia plantaginis, 363 nucleotides long. Lineage: Eukaryota; Metazoa; Arthropoda; Insecta; Lepidoptera; Erebidae. The record is from the annotation of a GenBank genome assembly.
AUGGCGAGGGUGUAUUUAUGUGUCGCGGCGCUGGCGGCUGGCUCGCGGCCAGCGCUUAUCGACCCCGCUGCCCUGCCGAAUCCCCGCGCGUCGCACUUGAGACAUAUAAUGUGCUUACAUUUAAACGUGUCGCUAAAUGUGAUCCAACUUCGUUACCAACGCGAAAAUUGCCAGAAGAUAGGCAAGAAGACGUUAUGCGAGAGCGGGGCGGCGGCAUGGGCGCUCGGCGCGGGUGGGCGGUGGUUCGCCGGUGAACGACUGGUCGCGAUACCAGACAGCCGCAUUGUCUCCGCAGUCGUUCAACUUAGUUUCCCACGAGACUGCGAAAUGUCCAAUGCCAAAACCCAAAUACAAAUAGCCUAG